UAAUUGAGCAGCAAAAUGCAAAUCCUUACGUUUAUUACCGUUUUUGGGGCGGUUUUGUGCGGUCAAAGCAGCGGAGAAGAAGCGAAAACGUUUCCUGGCGCGGAGAUAAUCAUCCCCGCCGUCAUAGGACAAGUUCUGCCGGGACUCAUCAGCGGGAUUGUGGGUGGAAUAGCAGGAGGCAUUGCACCGGCUAUUCCACAGAUUCCGCCGAUAUCGACGUCACAUUCGACCGUGCUGGUUACAUCGGUUGCCGAUAAGCCGGUGGCCGUGAGUUUCCACAGCCACAGCGGGACGAUCUCGACGAGCGCCUCCGGCCCCUCCACCAGUGCGGGCUCCCACGGAUCGGUCAGCAGCUCUUCGUUGGUGAGCGCAUCCAGCCAAGCCGGUUCGAAGCCGGCCAUCUUCGGGCUUUCCAAGCGGUGGCAAAAGUUCAUCAAAAGCAUUGGCUGAGACCCCGCUGUAUCCAAGUGAAAAUUGUGACGAAAAUAAAUUUGAUACGUUUUUUUUUCUUCGAGAAAUAUUCUUCGGAAAAGAAACUAAUUCUGUUGUGAAAUAAGAAUGAUUUAAUAAAUUUGUAUUG
Messenger RNA from Culex quinquefasciatus (southern house mosquito), 580 nucleotides. RefSeq lists its product as uncharacterized. The record is from RefSeq and is a predicted model, not a curated record. The transcript is spliced from 3 exons. The coding region runs from base 16 to 450 and encodes 144 amino acids. NCBI's taxonomy places the organism in Eukaryota, Metazoa, Arthropoda, Insecta, Diptera, Culicidae.